This is a messenger RNA of Hordeum vulgare subsp. vulgare (domesticated barley), 786 nucleotides long. RefSeq lists its product as uncharacterized. Gene Ontology annotation, cellular component: Golgi apparatus; endoplasmic reticulum. Lineage: Eukaryota; Viridiplantae; Streptophyta; Magnoliopsida; Poales; Poaceae. The transcript has 7 exons. The record is from RefSeq and is a predicted model, not a curated record. The coding region runs from base 7 to 786 and encodes 259 amino acids.
GAAAUUAUGAGAUGCACAUUCCUGAUUGCUGGAACAUUGGAUCUCUUUAUGAGAUGCACAUUUCCCGUGCCUAAUGCACGUGUCAAGGCUACAGAAAGGUUUGAAGCAGCCUACCCAAUAAUAAAGGAGCUGGCUCUUGUUGGUACUCCUGGCUCUAAAGCUGUGAAGCAAGCAUCACAACAGCUUCUGCCUUUGGCUAUGAAGGCAAUGCAAGAAAAUAAUUUAGAGCUCGCCAAGGAGGCCACUGAUGUGUUCAUCUGGUGCCUGACUCAGAGUCCAGACUCCUACAAGCAGUGGGACAAGCUUCAUGCAGAGAAUAUCAAAGCUAGUGUUGCUGUCCUGAGGAAAAUCACUGCUGACUGGAAGACGCUCUCACCCAAGCUGAACUCUGAAGCUCUUAAGGCAACCCUGAAGAGCCUAAAAGCUAAGACAAGUGAAGCUACACCUGGAACAGAAGAUUGGGAGCUCCCUGCUGUGAGCGAAACAUGGCCCACAACGAUGAGGCCAGCGGUUCGGGCAAGGCAUUCUGGGAGCUAUCCCAGGAGAUGGAGGAAGAACCUCACCGCUAUGAGGACGCCGCGGAAGACACCGAUCCCGACUACACAACCCCUACGGGUAGGUUCUUUGAUUUCCAAUGGUCAAAUUCAUUUCGCCUCAAACCCUAAGCUGCCUCCUGGACCGCUGGUCAUCGCCUUGAGUUCCCGUGCUUCUCCGCCGCUGGGAAUCGCCGCAGCCGACUGUAUCUUCAACGUCGUUGCCGCCGUAGCUGGACCACCGCCAAGCUAG